CGUCUAAAUUGCUAAGUUUAUCUUCAGCUACUUUUAUUCCUUUCUUUAUUUUUACAUAUUUUUGAUUUAACCCGUUUAAUUUAUUUCCUAGAAUCUUCUUUUGUUCGUUUUUUAUGUCUUCUAAUUUUUUACUCAAUUCUUUAUCAUGCUUGUAUUUUUCCUCGGAAACAACUGUCUCAGUACUUUUCUUUUUAAAUUCCUCAUCACUCAUCUCCUUCAAUUCUUCUCUUUCAAUUUUAAUUUCUUCAAUCAAUUCAACAAUUCCCAUAGGUGUUUCUGCUUUAAUUUGUAUUGUUUUUUCUGUCUCAAAUAUUUUUACAUAA
Messenger RNA from Meloidogyne enterolobii, 323 nucleotides. Lineage: Eukaryota; Metazoa; Nematoda; Chromadorea; Rhabditida; Meloidogynidae. The record is from the annotation of a GenBank genome assembly.